This is a messenger RNA of Symbiodinium sp. CCMP2592, 4623 nucleotides long. The record is from the annotation of a GenBank genome assembly. NCBI's taxonomy places the organism in Eukaryota, Dinophyceae, Suessiales, Symbiodiniaceae.
AUGGCAAGUGGCUUCGUCCGUCUGGAGAGCCAUGCUGGCUGCCGCGCAAACGGCCAGUGGGGCACGGUAGGCCUUCAAGAUCCCGCACGAAGCGGCGAGCGCACCGAAGCCCCGAACCAAAACCGGGGCAGACCAGCCGAGCCCGAAAAGGGCAAAGGCAAAACCGGCCCGAGUGCGGGCCGCCCCGCCUCGGAGUCGGGGAGCCGAAGCCCCCGACGCGGGGAGAAGGGAGCAGGGAAGCCCACCAAGGGCAAGCCUGCCAAGGGAGCUGCGCAGCCCGCAAAGGGCACGGCAGCACAAGCAAAAGGAGCAGAGCAGCCCGCAAAGGGCAAGCCAGCUCCAGCAGGCAAGUCCGGCAAGGGCAAGCCUGCGACCCAAGAGCCUGAACAGGGUUCUGGGAAAAAGAAGAACCACCGAGGUGGUCGUUCCCAAGCGGCCCGCGCCAACCGCGAGGCCCGCGGCGCUGAAAGGCGCGAAAGAGAGGGUACAGACCCGGUCGUCCUCGUAGAGGGCCCGGGGACUGAUAUCCCAGAGCCGCGCACUCCGGAGCAAGCUCCUGCGGGUGCCGGCCAGGAGAUUCAGAGCCCUAGCUCGGAAUCCUCCUUGGACACCGCGGCGGUGCCCAAGGCGCCAGUCUUCACAGGCCCCGCGCCUGGCGAGGACACUCCAGACUUCGGGGGAAGCAACUCCGAAGGAGAGCGGGAAGCCCCGCCCACUGCUGCUGCAGCUUCUUCCUCUAGCGGGGUCGCCCUUGCUAAGAAGGAAGAGCCGGCAGAGCGGGUUGCCCCGCCUGUCUCCGCAGAGGCGGCCGUAGAGCCAGCCGAGGAGGAGCAAGCAGCCCCGGCGAGUGGACCCACUGAGGCCACCCCGGAGGCAGAGCCGAAGGCCCUACCAAGAGGUGCUCCGGCAGCCAAAGCACCGACGGUAAAGGCUGCGGUACCUCCCGCGCCUCGGGAGGAAGCUCCGGAGCAGGAGCAAGAGCCCACCUCGCCGGCCGACGAAGGUGAGGAAGAGGAGUCCGAAGAGGAGAGCUCCGAGAGCCAAGGGCCGUGCCAGUUUCUCAACGGACUCAGGCACGCGGCUCGCAACAGGCCAGCGACUCCUUGGGAAGGCAACCCAAGGCUGGCAGAGCAGUACGGAGAAGCCUUGACCUUGCUGGACGAGAUCAGCCAGGCUAUCUUCGCUGCGAUUGGCGAGUUGUCGGCCCAGAGACAACAGGGCCUAGCUGCAGCAGCCGCCACGGUGGCAGCCGCUACGGCGGCACCCGCCCCUGCGCCCGCGCAGGCGAGCGGUGGAGGGCACUUGCUCAAGAGCAUGCGUCUCCCUACCUCCUUUAAGGGGCGGGACGAUCGGGAGCGCUUUGCCUUUCAGGCAGAGUCUUACCUGGCGGUCGUGGACACCAGGUAUCCAGCAGAGCUGGAAAUAGCUCGAAAGUGCAAGGCGCCACUCCAAAUGGCAGCCAUGACCGAGGAAGUGCGGACCCUCAGCGUCCGCCUCUUCGGCAUGCUGGGCAGCUGGACCCAGGACUCCGCCACAGCUGUAAAGCUGGCGCGCGGAGUGAAGGGCCAAAAUGGGUUCGAGCUCUGGCGUCUCCUGUGGCAGGAGCAUAACCCAGAGAACGAGUCCAAGAACCUCACCUGGAGGCGGACCCUGCUGAUGCCGAAGUUCCCGCCAAAGGAGAAUGUGGACCGCUACGCCUCCGAGUAUGGCGCAGGGCGCGCCCUAGCAGACGAGGAUCUGCGGGCAGUGCUGGUGACCGAGAGCCCCAACGCUCUUCGGCAACACCUCGCUAUGCACGCGGCGAGUCUUUCGACUUACGCCGAGGUGAGGGAAGUAGUGGUGAGCUACUUGCAAGCCAAAAGGGUCUGGACCCCGAGUGCGGGCUACGCCGCCUCUUCCCGAAGGGAUCCCAACGCCAUGGACAUUGGCAGAAUAGGGGACCGAGACGGAAAAGAAGGGAAGGGCAAAGGCGACAAAGGCAAGAAAGGGGACAAGGACCACAAAAAGGGCAAGGGCGACCACGACCACAAAGGCAAGAAAGGGGACAAAAAGGGGAACCAGCAAGGAGGCAGAGACGGCAAGGAGAGAUGCCCCAUCUGCUGGAAAACGGGGCACACCGUGGCCGACGACGCGGCCACGACGUUGUCAACAGCCUCCUUGGCGACUGCGGGUCCCUCCGCGUCCCAAGCUGGGGGAAGCACCGGCGGCUCUGGCGGCAAAGGCCAGGUACGCCAGGUGCGUGACGACCGCAUCUUAGGUGUGCGGUUUGCCCCGCCUCACGACACCGAGCCAGAAGAGGAAAAGAUCCUCAAGGUGUCGGGGAGUCUUCUUGUGGACUCCGGGGCGUGUGUGUCCGUCUGCAGGCCCGAGGCGUUUCCCGACCUGCAGCCCGCGGGCCCACCAAAGAGCCUUUACUCGGUGGACAACAGCCGCCUGAAAACAAAGGGCCGUGUCCAGCCGAGCCUCCUCUUAGGGGAGGAGCGUCAGUCCUGCAAGGUCAACUUUGAGGUGACCGAGGACAUAGAGGACGAAAUCCUCAGCAUCAGCCGUGCUGUUGAGGCCGGUGCGGGCAUUUGGCUCCACCGAGAGGACAGCCACAUUUUGUGGCCCGACGGCGUCCGAGCCUCGAUCCUCAAGAGAGGGUCACAGUUCCUCCUACCCUACGAGCGGGAGCUCCCGCCGGGGUCAACAAACCGGGUGGCACCGGUGGCGGCAGAGCCACCGAGCCCAGGCAAGGACCUGGGACACUACGACUACAUCCCGGAGCACGACCUCGAAGCUCGAGAGGUAGAGGACGCGGCGAUGGAAGCAGCAGCCGACGAGGAGGCCGAAGCUGCUGAAGAGGAGGAGGCUGCGGGUAACCCCGCCCCUCUAGAGGAGCAGGCCGAGCAGCCUGCGCAGGAACGCGCCGAGCACGAGCUCACUCACACGCCCUACCAGGCGUGGUGCGAGAAGUGCGUGGAGGGAAAGGCGCGCGAGGACCCUCACCGCCGCCGUGAGCCCUCGGAUGAUCCGGUGACGCCGCUUGUCACCAUGGAUUAUCAGUUCUACAGCCGGGACGGGAAAGAAGUUGAGGAAGAAGCGUCGCUUGCCACGGUGCUGAACCUCACAGACAGGGCCACUGGCUGGACUCUGUCGGUUCCCGUGGCGCACAAGCACGUGGCCUGGCUGCAAGCCCGGUUCGGGACCAAGUCGACAGACGGGGUGACACCAUAUAGGGCAGCCACCGGCACAGACUAUGGUGGAGCACUUUGCUCCUUUGGGGAGACCGUUGUGGCGAAGCUCCCAAGGCCCGGGAACAAAGCGCAGGUGCGCUGGGUCAAAGGGGUCUGGGCCGGCAAGCUGGAGCGCGACGACUCCCACGUGGUGCUAACCGAAGCUGGCGCACUCAACGUGAGGAGCGUCAGGCGACUCCCGCCGGAGACCCGGCACCAGACGGCAGCCGUUCUCAAAGCGUGCGGCCUGCCUUGGAACCCCAGAUUUGGCCGCUCAGCGCCAGCAGAGCGCAGCGAGCCGAUGAUGGUUCCAAUCCCUCUGGCCACGCCGGCCGAGGAAACGGAGCGGCUAGAACCACCCGGUGAGCCCUGGCUCUUCAGCGACGGGCCGCGGCCCGACGACGAGGCCCUCUUAGUCGAAGGGGCCGAGCAGGCCAGCAGGCUCCCGGACGCCAGCCCUACCGAGGAGCUGGCCAACGCAGAAAUACCGGAAUACGAGCCGUCCGACGUGGAGGCUGCACCUUCCGCAGCAAGCGCGCUGCCGCAACAAGCGGCAAGCCCCGCCCCAGCCGCCAACGACGGCUCAGGCGAAGGGGGGCAGAAGCGCGACUCUGCGGGUUCCUCCGCGAGCGCAGCGGCAGCACAGCAGCCGCCUGCAGCAAAGAGCCGGGUGGAGCCCAAGAAGGCACCACGGCUAGGAGCGCUCACGGAGCGCGAGGUGUGGCAGCACAUCGCUGCCUUAGCCGACCCGCCGCUCACCAACCACCAAGGCGAGCGGGACGCGUGGGUCGGGCAGGUGACAGACCUGCUAGACCGGAUGCUCGACCCCAAGCAGGUCGAGCAAGCACGCAAGGAGCAGCUGAGAAAGCUGUGGGACCGAGGCGCUUUCACGCCUGUGCUGCGGUCUGAAGUACCGCGCGGGGCGCAGCUGUUCAGGGCAAAGUGGGUCGACAAGUGCGACAAAGGACGGUACAAGUCAAGGUGUACCUGUGCCGACGUCAAGGCCCGCUACAGCCCAGAACAGGAAGCUGGCUUGGACGUUUUCGUCCCAACGCCAACGCCCGAGAGUCACUCCCUACUUGAGGUAGCAGCGCUACACAACGAGGGGUGGGUCACAAGGUCUCUGGAUAUUGUAGCCGCCUUCCUCAUAGGGAAGGACCGCGGUGCGGCGGAAGGCCGCCCGGUCUACAUGCACGCGCCUGUGGAGUGGCGCGAGCUCUUUGACCAAUGGGUCUUGGAGCAGCCUGUAAAGGACCAGCAGUGGUACCGAGACCACUUCCGGGACUUUGUGUUCCGAGUGGACGGCAACCUUUACGGCUGGUUCCGUCUACAGGGACGAGUAUGCCGAACAGCCAAGAUGGACACGGAAGCCGAUUGGGCAUACACGAACGCGGACUCCCGAGCUUGA